Molecule: messenger RNA, 1161 nt
Organism: Trematosphaeria pertusa
Lineage: Eukaryota; Fungi; Ascomycota; Dothideomycetes; Pleosporales; Trematosphaeriaceae
Exons: 2
Coding region: 276-1154 (292 amino acids)
Source: RefSeq, a predicted model, not a curated record
GUAACUCAAUUCGAGACAGCAUCUGUAUCUCUGCCCGCGUUCUUGAGGCUUCCAGAAUCCCAGACGCAACCCCCUUUGGCUCCGCUGAUCUUCGAUGCCCGUGUGACUCGCCCUUGCAUUCUUUGAGCGAUCCUGGGCGCCGGGAGCGACGAGUGACGUAGCCCUGUAACUUCUCGUUUCUCGAGAACCGUACCACCUACGUCCACCCCUAAAUCUCCUAUCACCACGACUCUCAAAGAACACAACUCGAACAAGCACUCAGAAACCAAGUCGCCAUGACUGCGAACCCGCCGACCCUUAUCAACCUGCCUCCGCCGCAGUCGGAUCCGACGACGCCCAACGACGCUCCGGGCACCCCAAACUCUGCGACCACGUCCAUGUCCGAGCUCUCUACCGUCGCUAUCAAGGACGGCCACCGCGGCCACUUUCCGCAUCACCAUCAGCCAGCCGAGGCCGAGCGCGCUGACCGUAUUUCGCGCUUGGCAGGACUGGAGCGUGUAGCUGUCUCUGGGCGCAAUCCGCACGGACUGGCCCCUGGCGCUGCAAACAAUCCUCCGCCCGGCUACUUCGAUGCGAACAACCAACCCCAGAUCUUCCGCGAGCGCAGCACCGUCGGCAGCGCGAGCGCCACCGGAAGUGUGGGCGGCAGGACAACAUGGGCUAGCGGUAGCGAUGUGUACGACCCAGAUCGGAUGAGCGAGGACCAGGACCCCGAGACAUCUAGCAUGGGAGGCUUCAGUGACGAGGCGGCCUCCUUGGUCGGCUUCGGCGAGGGCGCGAGGACCCCAGCCCGACAGCACAGCCAGCUGGGAAGCCCGGCAAUUGGCAAGGCAAGCGCGGUGCCUCAGUAUCUGCGCGACCAACCGCCCGCUAGCCCGAUGACUGGCGUGAGCAUCCCGAGCAGCUCAGGCACGACGCAGACCACUUCAAGCGCAGAGCAACAGAAGCAGGAGACGAAGAUGCUGGAUGGCAUGACCUAUGAUGAGGACGUCGUUGAUACAACUAACCGCACGCCGCCAUUGACUGGUCAGGGACCCGGAGGUGCUACCACUGCAGAGCAGGUCAUCCGGGAGAGAAUGCGUCAGCGUCAAGCCGGCCAAGCUGCGGCUCCGAGCCAGGAAGUCAUGGAGGUCGAGCAGCAUCGGGAGUAUUAGCUGGGGG